Messenger RNA from Peromyscus maniculatus bairdii (prairie deer mouse), 582 nucleotides. The record is from RefSeq and is a predicted model, not a curated record. Lineage: Eukaryota; Metazoa; Chordata; Mammalia; Rodentia; Cricetidae.
CAAGUUUUGGCUCUGCUGCCAUCUGUUUCCCUGGCUCUGUCACUGUCCUUGAGAGUGUAGAGGCUCACAUGUCUGAACAGGACGUAGUGAGGACAUGAGGGUGGUGAGGAGACUUCAAAUAUUGCAGGAGGGAUGACUAGAGUGCACUUGUGAUUUGGGGCAGGAUUAGAUUCCUUGGACCAAGAAUGGGGGACUUCCAAGCUGGCCUGUCUUCCAACGACAACGGCACAGAGAUGAAGAUGUCCCUGGAUGUGGAUGCUUCUGUGCAUAUGCCUAAUGAUAAUUCCAGGGACAACACCACCAUUGCCUUGAAACUCCAAUGUUCAUUUAGGGUUGAAAGAGAGAGCCAGAACAGCCUGCCCUAUGUGACCAUGUGGAAAUGCUCAAAUGAAACAAUGAAGGACAUCCCUGAUUCAUCAGUCAGGUUGAUGUCCAGUGGCUCCCUCUGACUUCCUGUGGCAUUUCUCUCCUGAAAGUGAGACCACCAUCCACUCAAGAUCUGCCUGAGCCCACCUGUAGGACCCUCCCUGACUCUCCUUCCCUCCAUGCUCUCCACACCUGCUAUCAUCACCCCAUCAUUAG